Messenger RNA from Galendromus occidentalis (western predatory mite), 2136 nucleotides. Its product is annotated as kelch-like protein 8. Bases 1 to 2136 code for a protein of 711 amino acids. The transcript is spliced from 13 exons. Gene Ontology annotation, molecular function: protein binding. Lineage: Eukaryota; Metazoa; Arthropoda; Arachnida; Mesostigmata; Phytoseiidae. The record is from RefSeq and is a predicted model, not a curated record.
AUGGCGAUAUGUGUGGUCCUGCGUAACGGAGAGUCGACAUCCUCUUCAACGAACAGUUUCCUCAAUGUCUUGUUCUGGACAGAACCUGGCAAAACGGCGCAAACCAAUGGGAACCUCGCUGUGAGCGAAUUAUUGUGCUAUCAGGACGUCUCCGCGGUAGACGGCCGUCCCCCAGUGGACAACGCCGCCAUGGAGACUCCCCCAUCGACCUUAACGGAAUCGGAUGACUGUUCCAAUCGUGAGGGCGAGACGGUCACUUUCAUGGUUCCCGAUCAGUCGUUGCGAGCAUUCAAAGCCUUGCGCAGAAUGUACAACGACCACGUCCUCUGCGACGUGGCUCUGCAGACCGGAUCCAAGCAAAUCCAUUGUCACAGGUUGAUACUGGCUUGUGUUUCGCAGUAUUUCCACGCCAUGUUCACAUCGGAUCUGAAAGAAUGUUCGCAAUCGGUUGUGGAGAUCCACGACAUAAACUCCGAAGCGCUCCAGCAGAUCGUCGACUUCGCGUAUUCCUCGCAAAUCACGUUGUGUCCCCAGAACAUUCAGUCGCUCUUACAUGCGGCCUCGGUGCUCCAGAUAGACAAUUUGGAGCUCGCGUGCUGUCAAUACAUGAAGGACAAAAUUAUGGCGCAUCAUAACUGUUUGGGAAUAUGGCAUUUCGCAGCAGCCCACGGCCUCAACGGGUUAGCUGAAGCUGCUUACAAAUUCAUCCUUCGAAACUGGCCGGAUAUCACGUGUUACGGGGGCGAAGAGUUCCUAGCCCUGGACGCUUCGACCCUGGAACGACUUUUGGAAUCGUCGAGUCUCUGCGUAGACAAUGAAAUUCAGGUCUAUGAGUGCGUGCUCAAUUGGCUGAGCUGUGGGAAUCGAAUGAGCGACAAAAGCUUAGUGUCUCGGAUCCUCGCCAAAGUUCGCCUGCCUUUAUUGCCACCUUGUUAUCUGAGGAACACGGUCAUGUUCGAUUUUUCCGACAACAUAGAAUGCAGGAAUCUAAUUGACGAAGCCAAGGACUAUCAACUCUGGAGGGCAUCUCUGCUGUCUGGCGAUGCCCCCAUCUCAUCGGACCGUUUUGAGCCUCGGAAGAGUUAUGCGGGAAUUCUGUUCUGCAUCGGAGGACGCGAUACUUCGGGCGAUCCCUGCGCAUCGACCGAAUUCUAUUCUGUGCUGGACAACGUCUGGUUGAAAGGGGUGGACAUGCGUAUCAAAAGGAGGCAUGUCGCUUCUUGUAGCGUCGCAGGUAAAGUUUAUGCGGUAGGAGGCUGCGACGAAGACAACCGCCAUUUAUGCUCCUGUGAAGUUUUCAACCCAAACACAUUCCAAUGGAAAUCAAUAUCACCGAUGAGGACUCCUCGGAGAGGUCUUGGAGUUUGUGCCGUCAACCUCGAAACGGGUCCAAUCUACGCUGUCGGGGGUUUGGACGACAUCAAUUUCUUCAAUACUGUGGAACGAUACGAUAUCAUGAACGAUGCGUGGACGUCUGUCGCGCCCAUGCUUACCCCGAGAGGCGGUGUUGCUGUAAUUGCAGUACAGGGCAUUAUAUACGCGUUCGGCGGCAACGUGGGUCAAACAUCGCUAUCGGCUUGUGAAAAGUACGAUCCGCAUCUCGAUCGAUGGACUCAUACGGCAUCGAUGAAGCACAGACGAGCUGGCGCUGCAGCUGUAGUCGGAUUAGUGGAUAAAUACAUUUAUGUUUUCGGAGGAUUCGACAACAAUAUACCGUUGAAGUCCGCCGAAUUGUACGACUUGGAGAGAGACGAGUGGACUCAAGUCGCUCCCAUGUCUGUCGCUCGCGGGGGAGUGGGUGGUGCGGCUCUUGGGAAUCGAAUUUACGCCGUUGGAGGCCACGACGGCACCAAGUACCUCGAAUCAGUGGAAGUCUACGACCCAAUACUGAACACAUGGUCCUUCGCGCAUCCAAUCUGCAGGCGGCGUGCCGGAGCAGGUGUCACCCACUGCACUGGCUCUAUUCUGAAUCUGAUGCAAAAAGUCCGUCAGCUCGAUCUUAAUAGCGGGACCACAACCGGCAGAUCGAAGUCAGAUUCAUCGAAAUCAAUCCAAGAUCAGGGAUCUAAGCUGAAGAUUAUGAGCGAACAAAGCAAUGAUCAAUCGGUGAAGUUUACGUCGACGAACUCGCGCUAG